Messenger RNA from Pedinophyceae sp. YPF-701, 171 nucleotides. The record is from the annotation of a GenBank genome assembly. Lineage: Eukaryota; Viridiplantae; Chlorophyta; Pedinophyceae.
AUGGAGUACAAGGGCUUUCUAGUCUCGACCGAUAACUACAUGAACAUGCAGCUGGCGAACUGCGAGGAGUACAUUGACGGGCAGUGCACGGGUGCGCUGGGCGAGGUGCUCAUUCGGUGCAACAACGUUCUGUACAUUCGAGGGGCCCCAGAAGGGGAAGAUAUGUCGUGA